Messenger RNA from Bathycoccus prasinos, 1350 nucleotides. RefSeq names its product short-chain dehydrogenase/reductase SDR. The record is from RefSeq and is a predicted model, not a curated record. The transcript has a single exon. Bases 1 to 1350 code for a protein of 449 amino acids. NCBI's taxonomy places the organism in Eukaryota, Viridiplantae, Chlorophyta, Mamiellophyceae, Mamiellales, Bathycoccaceae.
AUGACUGCGUUCACGGCCAAUUCUUUCGCAGUAUCGGGAGGACGCAACUCGUGUCGUUCUUUUCGCACCGCGUCUUUCCGAAAGAAGCACACUUUCCCGUCGUCGUCGUCGUCGUCGUCGUCGUCGUCCGCAUCGCCGUUUGCAACGAGAGCGUCGGCGAAAACAUCGGACGACGACGACACUGCAAAAAUGUCACCACCAACGAGGAGAGAAACCGUCCUACUCGCCGCCAUCGUCGGUCUCACCACCGCCGUUGCCACGACACCUUCGCACAAUUCGUCGUUCGCCUCGGAAGAAGGAAGAAAACAAACGAUUUUAAUCACCGGUGGAAACUCAGGCAUCGGGAAAACGGCGUCCGAACAGUUGGCAAAACUUGGCCAUCGGGUGAUUCUCCACGCGCGAACGCCGGCGAAAGCGGAGAAAGCGAAGAAGGAGAUUUUGUUUACUCAGCCGGAUGCGGACGUUGUGACGAUGGAAAGUAACUGCGAUUUGAUGGAUUUGAAAGAGGUCAGAGGGUAUUGCCAGGAAGUGUUGGAGUAUUUAACGUCGUCGAAGAGCGGCGACGGCGGCGAGGAAAAUGGGAGCAACGUGAAGAAGUUGGAUUCGUUGAUUUUGAACGCCGGGAUUAUGGCCGCGCCGUACGAACUGAGCAAGCAAAACCACGAGAGUCAUUUUCAAGUCAACCAUCUAGCGCAUUUCUUAAUGUAUGAGAAUUUAAAACCCGCGUUAUUUGCGAAUGAAAGCGCGAGUAAAGGGCCGGCGAGAGUGAUUUCGGUGUCGUCUUUAUUGGCGAUGAUUGGCGAGUUGUCGCUGGACGUGAACGACUUGGAUUUCAAAAAUAGAAAAUACGAUAAGUGGUACGCAUACGGACAAUCAAAAGCGUGCAACAUUUUGUUCGCGGACGAUUUAGCAAAAGAAAAUAGCAUAUCGAAAUUGGUCGCGAAUUCGUUUCACCCGGGAAUAGUGACGACUGAUCUAGUUCGCUAUUCAUUUCCGGAUUUAAUCGCCUCCAAACGCGACCCGGAACGCGAACGAUGGAUUCGCGAACGGGCGAGAAGGAUUGGCAUACGCGACGCGGACGAAGGGUGUAAGACGCACGUGUGGUUGGCAACGGAAGAUGCCGCUUUAGAAAAAAGCGGGGAGUUUUUUGUGGACCCGGGAUUGGUGUAUCCGGGCGCGACGAGGAAACAACUCGUGGAGUCCGGCGACUGGUUCCUCGUGAGCGGAGAAGAAUUCUUAGCGCCGCAACUGCAAUUUCCGGAGAGGUUAUUCGAUGGGUGGAGAAACGACGAGACGAGAGUGAAAUUAAGAGAACGUUCGCAGAAUAUGGUGAACGACUUUCUUCUUUAA